Molecule: messenger RNA, 881 nt
Organism: Salvia splendens (bonfire salvia)
Lineage: Eukaryota; Viridiplantae; Streptophyta; Magnoliopsida; Lamiales; Lamiaceae
Exons: 1
Coding region: 83-595 (170 amino acids)
Cellular component (GO): Golgi apparatus; nucleus; chromatin
Molecular function (GO): nucleosomal DNA binding
Source: RefSeq, a predicted model, not a curated record
CCCCAUCGAAAUAUGCCUAUUUAAAGGAAUCUAACCAGAUAACAAACAUUCUUACACUUGCCCUUUUCCGUCCAAUUUCAAAAUGGCACCCAAACGGAAACAGACAACCCCCGAAGAAGCCGCCCCCGUUGUCCGGAGGUCCGCCCGCCUCUCCAGCGCCGCCGUCGCUGCCGACCCAGAGCCACCCAAGAAGAAGCAAACCAAACCCAAAGCCGAAACCAAAACCAAAGCUGAAACCAAAGCCAAAGCCAAAGCCAAAGCCAAAGCCGAAACCAAGACUAAGGCUUCCAGCGAGGAAGAAGGUGGAGAGGCGGUGGAGAAAGCGGAAGGCGCGAAGACUAUCGUGAUAGAGCACUGCAAACAGUGCACACAGUUCAAGAGGAGGGCGAUGAAGGUGAAGGAGGAGCUUGAGAAGGAGGUCGCCGGAGUCAACGUGGUGGUCAACGGGGAGAAGCCGAGGAGGGGCUGCUUCGAGAUUCGUGAGGAAGGGGGAGAGGUCUUCGUCAGCUUGCUGGGCAUGAAGAGGCCCUUUCCGCCGCUCAAGGCACUCGACAUGGACAAGCUCAUCUCCGACAUUCUUCACAAGAUUCGAUGAUUCGGGUUAGCUCUACUUUUUUGGGAAUUGCUAUCUAAAUUGUAUUCUCUGCUUCCAAAACUUGCCCUGCAUCUCUUACUUGGAUUGGAUGAAUUCUAGUUUGCAGCAACUGAUUCCACAUUUCUAGCAUCCACUAAUAUUAGGAGUGCUUCUUUUGAACUAAAUUGGCUGUAAUCCUUUCAUCUGUUGCAGUUAAGAGAGAUUAUUAUCUUUAAAAUUGGAUUUGUGCUUUUCAAUCUCUGUUGUAUAAAGAUGGGAAAACAAAUUACAAAUACUAGUUUCAUAA